AGAAAAACACGUGCUCAGGUUGACGACACUGAAGGAAAAAGAAGAAGAAGUCGAAGAAAAAGAAGAAGAAAAAGAAGAAGAAGAAGAAGAAGAAAAAAAAACGCGGGUGAAUAUAAGACCUUGUACACUCGUGUGUGUUAGUUCAACUUGUUUCGGAGCUACAAGCAAUAUGACUGCAACUUCGAUGGAGUACACUAUUGGAGGAGUUAGGAUCCAGUUCCCCUGCAAAGCGUAUCCAUCCCAGCUGGCCAUGAUGAAUUCAAUCCUACGCGGGUUGAACUAUGGUCAACAUUGUCUGCUGGAAAGUCCUACUGGAAGUGGCAAGAGUUUAGCCUUGUUGUGUUCAGCACUGGGAUGGCAGCAGGCACAGAUUGAUAAAAUCAAAAGAGAAGGGAGUUCUGGAGAUGAAAGCCACUCUUGUAAAAUCUCUCGAGAUGUUACAAUGUCAAAUCUGGCCAUUCCAUGCCAGUGUCUGUGCCAUAGCAAAGUCAGAUGGGCCUCAAAUGCCACAUUGACCAAAGCGAGUGUUGACCUGACAGUGUCACCCACUAAAGAGAUGCCAGAACAGCUGCAUAAUGGAUUUCAGACGACCAAGUCAGUUCCCGGAAAAAGGUUACUCUCUGAACUGGGUGAUACAGUCCAACCUUCCAGCACCACUGACGAUGACAAAGCAGAUUUCCUGCCUGAGAGGAAACUCAUUCGCACUGCUGAACCCAAGUUCCCUGUAUCAUGCAUCCAUUGCCAAUGUGCAUCAACCAAGGACUCUGUGAAGGAUAAAGAUGCCAAAAAGAAAAUCCCCAAGAUUUACUUUGGCACACGCACACACAAACAAAUUACUCAAAUUGUUCACGAGAUGAAGCGUACUGCAUAUUCCUCUGCUCCAAUGACCAUAUUAUCCAGCAGAGAUCAUACCUGUCUCAACGCAGAUGUGGCACCUCACUCCAACCGGAAUGAACUCUGCAAGGAUCUACUCACAGCCAAAGAUGGAAGAUCAUGCCGUUACUUCCAUGCAGUACAAAAAAUGGCCAACCACAACACUCUGCGUUUGACCCAUGGAAUGCGCCAAGCCUGGGACAUUGAGGACCUGGUCUCAUUGGGCAAACGGCUUCGGUCAUGUUCAUACUAUGCUGCUCGUGAACUCAUGCAAGACUCUUACAUCAUUUUUUGUCCAUAUAACUACCUAUUAGAUCCAGUGAUCAGAGAGAGUAUGGAGAUUGAUCUUGCAGGCCACAUCUUGAUGCUGGAUGAAGCCCAUAAUAUUGAAGACUGUGCUAGGGAAAGUGCCAGCUUCAUUUUAGACCACAAGAGUUUGCUGAUGUGCAGGGACGAGUUGGACGACAUGGUCAACAACAACAUACGUCGGUUAAAACAUGAGCCUCUGAGGGAUUUUUGCUAUUGUCUAGCCAACUGGAUCCAGGAAAGCCAAAGUCUGUUGUCUGAUCGGGGAUAUGAAAAAGCCUGUAAAAUUUGGAGUGGAAAGGAAAUCCUGAGGAUUUUUUACACACUGGGUAUCACUUCUGACAGCUUUCAGAUGCUGAAGCAGAAUAUUGCUGGAGUGCUAGAAAAGGAGGAGAUUGUGGGAUUACAAAAUGGGAAAGAAGAAAUUAUGGCGGUCCCAACCAUCAGUUCAUCAACAUCCAGUAUCCUGAAAGGCCUCUUCAUGAUUCUAGACUUCCUCUACAGAGACAACUGCAGGUAUUCUGGAGAUUACAGAGUUGCACUUCAGAAGACAUAUUCUUGGAUGAGCAAAUUCCCUGAUAGCAUGAAGGCUACACAGGGCUUCAAGGCUAAACCAGGGCACAUACAACACCAAAGGACCAGCGUAAGGACUGGAUCUCUGACAUUGAGUUUCUGGUGUCUCAAUCCUGCUGUGGCCUUUUCUGACUUAAGUGGGACAGUGCACAGCAUUGUUCUUACAUCCGGGACAUUGUCACCGAUGGCGUCCUUCUCCUCAGAACUCGGGGUGAAAUUUUCUCUUCAACUGGAGGCCAGUCAUGUCAUCAACAAAUCUCAGGUUUGGGUUGGUACUCUUGGUGUCGGACCGCAAGGCACGAAGCUCUGUGGCACCUUUCAGUAUGCUGAAACAUAUGCCUUCCAGGAUGACGUUGGUGCCCUCCUCCUACAUGUCUGCCAAGUUGUACCAAAGGGUGUUCUCUGCUUCUUGCCUUCCUACAAGAUGCUGGAUAAGCUGCGGGAUCGAUGGAACAUCACUGGUAUUUGGAAUAAACUUGAAAAACAAAAGAAAGUAAUAACAGAGCCUCGUAAUGGCGGCAAGGGUGAUUUUGAUGAACUACUUCAGGCGUACUACAAUGCAAUAAAAACCUGUGAGAAAAGAGAUGGUGCACUGCUGAUGGCCGUGUGUCGGGGAAAGGUGAGCGAAGGACUAGAUUUCUCAGAUGACAAUGCAAGAGCAGUGAUCACUAUUGGAAUCCCCUUUCCAAAUAUUAAAGACCUCCAGGUUGAACUGAAGAUGAAGUAUAAUGAUCAGCACUCAAAGAGUAGAGGUCUUCUCCCUGGCCAUCGCUGGUAUGAGAUUCAGGCUUACCGAGCACUCAACCAAGCUCUAGGAAGGUGUAUUCGUCACCGAACUGACUGGGGUGCCCUAAUUCUAGUGGAUGACCGUUAUAGGAGUAAUCCAAACAAGUACAUCAAAGAUCUGUCCAAAUGGGUUCGCCAAGUCGUCCAGCAUCAUGACACCUUCAUGACUGCCAUGCAGUCCCUUGGAACAUUCUCUCAGACUCAAAAGAAGUGUCACCUUCUGGCAAACAGCCAGAACUCAACUGUCUCAUUUUCAAGCAGCGUAUUUGUAACUAACUCUUUGCAGGAUUUACCCAACCCAGUUGAUUUUCAUCUUUCAUUCCAUACACCAGUGAAAGCUGAACAUCAUGAAUUACAAGAAUGCCAGAGGAUGACUUAUCUUAAACAUUCAGAGCCAUCUUUCCAUCCACCACCCAACAGUCUCAACCACAUUUUGACCUCAGACAAGCAACAAAAUAAGAACCAGAAUUCUGUCCUUGAAUCAUCACCUGCAAUUGGAUUCAGUGAUUUCAAAAGGCAGGAAUAUCAUCCACAUUUGGAGCCUUUGACGAGACAAACUACCCAUUCAAACACAGAUUGUGAAUUGGCUCCAACCGACAAUCGAAAUGAAAAAGAAGAGGACAAGACUGUCUUUUUCAGCAGUGACAUUUUUACUAAACCCUGUAGUUGUGAAGGAACUGAGAAAACGUCACCAUCCCUGAUCAUAUUUGGAACUGAGAGUCAAGCCCGACACCCACAGAAUUGUUUUGGAUCUGAGCUCGCCCCACAUGCUCACUUUGAUGAAAAGAGUUUGAUUUCAUUCAGCACAGAGAAUAUACAGUUAUCAGGGAGAGUAGAGACGAAGGUUGGAGCAGAGCAGGUGAGAAACAAGAUCAGGCUCUCAAGAUCCAGACAGAGAGCUCACCUAUCUCCAUCAGAUAACUAAUAGCCAUGGUUCAACAGAUAAAUGCUAAUGCAGCUCAAAAUUUACAUUUCCCCUUAUUCUUUAAAAAAAAAUUCAAACCACAAUAAAGUAACAUUUUAACAUAUGUUGUAACUUUGUUAGUUUCUUGUCCGUCAUUGGCCCAUCUAGUCGCAUUUUAAUAUAAAAUUUUUGGACCACAAUUGCUGUCAGCAGUCUCAGUAAGACAUAAUUUACAACUAGUACAACUUGUAUUUUCAAAUGUUUAAUGAUAAUGUAUUUAGCUGUUGCGUAUCUGCGUUUUGUAUGUGCUGACUGUGUUUAUUUGAUUGCUUUUAUUUGACUUUAACAUAGAUUAGGUAGUAUGUGAAUUGUGUAUCUUAUGUGCUGAAUUUAUUUGAUUGUUUGUUUUGAUUAUCUGCAGCCCAAAGGGGGGAACAUUUCCUGUGUGACGUGUAGGCCAGUCCCAAGCCCAGAUAAAUCCAGAGGGUUGCGGCAGGAAGGGAAUCCGGCGUAAAACUGUGCCAAACAUAUGUGAGCAUUCAUCAAACAAAUUCCAUUACGGAUAGGUUGUGGUCCGGGCUAACUAUGCCCGCCCCCGGUACUGUUAAUCUACAAGGCAUAGGUAGAAAUUCAGAUAAUGUAGGUCGAAGACAAAAAAGAGGAGUAAAGCGGCUUAGUCAGCAGAAGAAGAGGCAUGCAGAAACCCUACAACUGUGCGUAGGGACUUUGAUUGUUGGAACUAUGACAGAAAAAGCUCAGGAGUUAGUUGACAUGAUGAUUAGGAGAAAAAUUGAUAUAUUGUGCAUCCAAGAAAUCAAGUGGAAAGGGAGUAAGGCUAGAAGCUUAGGAGCAGGGUUUAAAUUAUUUACCAUGGAGUAGAUGGGAAGAGAAAUGGAGUAGGAGUUAUUUUAAAGGAAGAGCUGUCUAAGAAUGGCUUGGAGUUGUAAAGCAUAUCAGAUCGAGUGAUGAGGCUGAAAUUUGAAAUUGAGGGCAUUGUGUAUAAUGUGAUUAGCGGCUAUGCCCCACAGGUAGGAUGUGACCUCGAGUUGAAAGAGAAAUUCUGGAAGGAACUAGACGAAGAGUCCUGAGCAUCCCAGAUAGAGAGAGCGAGAGAGUUGUGGUUGGUGCAGAUUUCAAUGGACAUGUUGGCGAAGUAAACGGGCGAUGAAGAAGUGGUGGGUAAGUAUGGCAUUCAGCAAAGGAAGUUUUGAGGGUCAGAUGGUGGUUGACUUCGCAAAAAGGAUGGAAUUGCCAGUGGUGACACUUGUUUCCAGAAGAGACAGGAAGAUGGCGUGACCUACAAGAGCGGAGGUAGAAGCACGCAGGUGGAUUAUAUUUUGUGCAGAUAAUGUAAUUUGAAGGUGGUUAAUGACUAUAUGGUAGUGGUGGAGGAGAGUGUAGCUCGCUAGCAGAGGAUGGUGGUGUGUAGGAUGAGUCUGGUAGUGGGUAGGAAGAUUAAGAAGGCAAAGGUAGAACAAAGAAUCAGGUGGUGGAAGUUUAGAAAGGAAGAAUGUUGUGUGGCUUUUCGGAAAUAGGUGAAACAGACCCUAGACGAACAAGAAGAUCUCCCAGAAUACUGGAAUACUACAGCCAAGGUUUUCUGAGGGGCAGGCAGAAGAGUACUUGGGGUGUCUUCUGGUACGAAAGGGGAGAAGGAAAUUUGGUGGUGGAACACCAAAAUACAGGAAGUCAUACAAGGAAAGAGAUUAGCCAAGAAGAAGUGGGACACUGAGAGGACUGAGGAGAGCCGAAAGGAAUACAUUGAGAUGUGUCAUAGGGCAAAAGUAGAGGUGGCGAAGGCUAAACAUGAGGCAUAUGACAACAUGUACACCAGAUUGGAUACGAAAGAAGGAGAAAAGGAUCUCUACAGGUUGGCCAGACAGAGGGAUAGAGAUGGGAAGGAUGUGGAGCUAGUGAAAGUUAUUCAGGAUAGCAGUGGAAAUAUGUUGAGUGACGCGAGCAGUGUGCAAAGUAGAUGGAAAGAGUACUUUGAGAAUUUAACGAAUGAAGAAAAUUGGAGAGAAGAAAGAGUAGAAGAGGCAAGUGUGAAUGGCCAGAAAGUGGCAAUGAUUAAUAAGGGGGAAGUUAGAAAGGCACUGAACAGGAUAAAAAAUAGAAAGACAGUUGGUCCUGAUGACAUACCAGUGGAGGUAUGGAAGCAAUUUGGAGAGGUGGCUGUGGAGUUUUUGAUCAACUUAUUCAAUAGAAUACUAGCGCGAGAGAAGAUGCCAGAAAAAUGGAGGAAAAGCGUACUAGUUCCCAUUUUUAAGAACAAAGUUGAUGUUCAGAACUGUGGAAACUACAGAGGAAUAAAUAUGAUGACCCACACAAUGAAGUUAUGGCAAAGAGUAGUGGUGGCUAGACUCAGGUCAGAAGUAAGUAUAUGCGACCUACAGUAUGAUUUCAUGCCGAGCAGGACUUCCACAGAUGCAUUAUUGGCCUUGAGGAUGCUCGUGGAAAGGUACAUUGUGUCUUUGUAGACCUAGAGAAAGCCUAUGUCAGAGUACCAAGAGAGGGACUGCAUGCACUAGUUCGGUGUGGCGGAGAAAUACAUUACAAUAGCACAGGAGGUGUAUGAAGACACCAGAACAGCGGUGAGAUGUGUCGUAGGUGUGUCAGAAGAAUUUAAGGUCAAGGUUGUACUGCAUCAGGGAUCCGCCCUGAGUCCCUUCCUGUUGCGGUAGUCAUGGUUAGGCUGACAGAUGAGGUUAGACUGGAUUCCAUUGAACCAUGAUGUUCGUAGAUGAUAUUGUGAUCUGCAGUGAAAGCAGGGAGCAGGUGAAGGAACAAUUAGAAAGAUGAUAGCAUGCAAUGGAAAGGAGAGGAAUGAAAAUUAGCCGAAGUAAAACAGAAUAUAUGUCCAUGAAUGUGAGUGGCGGAGAAAGAGUGAAGUUCCAGGGAGAAGAGAUAGCGAAGGUGGACGACUUCAAAUACUUGUGGUCAACAAUACAGAGCAAUGGAGAGCGUGGUAAGGAAGGGAAGAAACAGGUCCAGGUGGAACAGUUGGCGGAAAGUGUCUGGUGUUCUUUGUUACAGAAGAGUCUCCGCUUGGAUGAAGGGCAAAGUUUAUAAAAAAGUGAUCGUCAUGAUGUAUGAAUUAGAGAUGGUGGCACUGAUGCAAAAAAAAAAAAAAAACAACGGGAAGUAGAACUGGAGGUAGCAGAAAUGAAGAUGCUGAGGUUCUCGCUUGGAGUGACAGGUUGAAUAGGAUUAGAAAUGAGCUCAUGAGAGGGACAGCCAAAGUUGGAUGUUUUGGAGACAAGGUUAGAGAGAGCAGACUUUGCUGAGGAUGGAGCUGCCAGGCAAAAGAGCAAGAGGAAGACAAAAGAAAAGGUUGAUGGAUGUUGUGAGGGAGGACAUGAGGACAGUGGGUGUUAAGAGAGGAAGAGGCACGUGAUAGGCUUAGAUGGAAAAAGAUGACACACUGUGGCGACUCCUAACGGGACAAGCCGAAACAAAAAGAUUCAAUGUUACAAAAGUUAAAAUUUGAGUUCCAAAGGCAUAACAUCAAUAACUCGAAAAUAAUCUUAAAUCAGGUUAAAAUGAGAAAUAUCUAAUUGAUGAGGUCAGACAAUCCUAAAACCCAAAUAGAACGGAAAAUAGGGUUGGGAUUCAGGAGAGAAAGAUUAAAUGGCUAAUGUCCUAGGCUAGGCUAAUUUCUCCUCUUGUUAGUUAGCACCAUUCUCAGAUAUGACCCGCUGCCGGGACAAUUUUUUGUUUUGUCUUGUGAGUAAGGUUUUGACGUAAGAAUGACUGCUGGAAGAUAGCGAUAGUAGUUAGAUGCAAUUGUUAAGAUUCUGAAAAGCACAGGUUUAGCUCAGCUUUUCGAGCUUCACUCGGUCUUUCCAUGUGUGCAGCUCGGCUUGGUGGCAUAUCUGUGCAGCUGUGCUCGCAUUUUGUUUUUUCACUUGUAGUACAAGUGAGGGGUGAGAAUUUUCCGCGGAUUCGCAGAAUUCCGAGUUUUUUCAGCUGAAGCUGUCCUUCUUGUGAAACAUGUAAAUCCGUUGAGAUAAUUUGGUGGGGGGGAGUACGGCUUGACGCGGGGCAAGGCUGCAAUCAAAACCAGUCACCAGCAUCUAUCGGCAACGCUUGUCGUGAAAUUUGUCACAGCUGUGAGAGCAGAAGACAUCUGAUGAGGCUGAAGGCAGGAAGGAUGUCUCAAGUGCCGAUAUUAAAGCCAUGUGCGCUAAAUGGAACGACAUCCAUAAUUUUGUAGAACUACACUUGAAUAAAGCUGAAGGUUACAAAGCACUGCAAAGUUUUAAUGAUAUUGUUAUGAGCCACUUCAGAAAAGUGCUUAAAAGACGGCAGAAACAAACAGAUUCGUUCUUUGUGAAAAAGGGGUGAGUCACCCCUACGAAGACACCUGAAACUGUUUUGCAUUGCUUUUUUUCUUUUGUUCCAUUCACCCUACCUCUAGUUGCAAGUAAUUGUUUUUUACGUUAUGUACUUUCUGUGCAAAUAAAAAACAUUUUUUUUCCCC
This is a messenger RNA of Syngnathoides biaculeatus (alligator pipefish), 7925 nucleotides long. RefSeq names its product BRCA1 interacting helicase 1 (gene brip1). NCBI's taxonomy places the organism in Eukaryota, Metazoa, Chordata, Actinopteri, Syngnathiformes, Syngnathidae. The record is from RefSeq and is a predicted model, not a curated record. Gene Ontology annotation, cellular component: nucleus. The transcript is spliced from 19 exons. Bases 170 to 3463 code for a protein of 1097 amino acids. Gene Ontology annotation, biological process: nucleotide-excision repair; double-strand break repair involved in meiotic recombination. Gene Ontology annotation, molecular function: hydrolase activity, acting on acid anhydrides, in phosphorus-containing anhydrides; ATP binding; DNA helicase activity.